GAAGUGGACCGAAGACGUCAAAAACAAGACGAAAUAUGAAAGGGAUUUUAUACGACAGAAGGAGGCCAGGGUCCCCGAGGACUGUAGCGCCAACUGAAGAAGAAGAAAAAGAAAAUGUUACAUGCCAGUUGCAAUGACAAGUUGAAAGUUGACAUUGGCUAAUUCUGAGCGACGAUUAACGAUCACAAGAUUGUUGGUGAAUGGCUAGGAUCACAAAAUGUGCAGGACUGGGAAUCUUUACAUCCCCAAAAGUGAACGGGUCGGUUUAUUAUAUCAGGGAGCACGUAUAGAUAGCUCCUACAAAACUCUGGCCUCCUAACCUGCAAGAAAAUAGAACAUAGUCUUUGACUGACUUCAGUAAGGAUAUGGAACUUGUGUUCUGUGGUUACAGCGACUAAUGUUUACCAUCUGCGUUCAUAGUAUGCCAUGUAUUUGAAUCCAGGUGCGUGGGUAGCGAUUAAGAGGGGAGUGUUGUUAUAAGGCAUUCAAGAUAUAUUAUUUUGAAACGUGCUUGAAUUUUGUAAUAACCGUACCGGCAUCGCCUGAAUAAUAUGAGUUUCCGAGAUCAGUUCAAGGGUGAUGGUCCCAAUAUGACUGAUCCGUCUACAGCAAAUUCGAGAGUAUUUGUAGGCAACAUACCAACUAUGGAAAUGACUAAGAAAGAUCUUGAAGAAAUAUUUAAGAAACACGGCGCAAUAUUAGGAAUUGCGCUAAACCGAGGGUUUGGAUUUGUUCAGUAUGAACAGGAGAGCAGUGCAGUUGAAGCCAUCAAACAAGAAAAUGGGGCUGUAUUUCGAGGAAAGAAGAUGGAGGUAAACCAGGCCCGAGUUUUUGGCGGAGGCCGUCGAGGUGUGGAUGGUCCUGGUUGCACUCGGAGGGGUGACUCAAUGGAUAAAGGAGACAGUUACAGGGAACGGUCUCCUUUGGAUGACAGGGGACGUGAUCGUGACAGGUAUGAAGGUUUCUCUGGAAAGGGUGGUGAUCGUGACCGUGACCGUGAUCGUGACCGCGACCGUGGAUUCUAUGGUCGGGAUGGAGGGUUUAAGAAAGAUGGGCCAUUUUCAGGAGACAAUUUCAGAGGAGGCAUUUCAGGCAGAGAUGAUCGAGGAGGGUUUGGCAGCGCCCCAUAUAGACCUGGCAUAGAACCAAGAGGGAAAGAUUAUUCAGCACCUGCUAAUGUUGGACAGGUGGACAGGACAAAUGACUGUGAGAUUAUUGUUGUCAACAAAAAUCAAAGUUUGCUGUGUUGCAGGGAAUAUGCCGAAUAUAUUGAGCAUCGCCUCAAACAGUUGGGCCUAACAGUGGACCUCCUCUUUCCAAAUGAGGAGGUUCCAAUUGGCCGUGUGCUGGCCAACAUAGCCAAUCGAGGCAGUUUGUAUGCCAUUGUGGUAAUGCCUCAGAAUGAAGAACACCGCAGUCUCACAUUGAACAUUUUACAUGGACUACCACAAGAACAUAGAAACAUGCCAUUGGAGGAUGCAGUACCACUCAUCGUUCGCAACUUUGAAGCAUACAUGCGUGGAGAGAAGCUGCCACCCCCAAUACCAACCCCAAUCUCUGUGGUAUCAAGAAGUGUCCCACUGUCGGAACGUCACCCUGAAGCCAUCCAGGCUGUGCAAUUAUGAAACCUCUAUACAGCAAUGCACAACUGGUGUUCCACGGCACACCAGUGUGCUGCAGAGGCCAUCUAGGUGUGCCAUGAAAUUUUCCCCUCAUAAUUAUAACCAUAUUGAGAUAAAUAAUUGUUAAUAUCGUUUUCUGCUCUGUCUCAGUUUUCAUUUUCUUUAUUAUGAUCGGGUAGACUGAGGACAGAGAAGAUCUACUAAAUGGAAUUGGAAAGUAAUACAACCACUUUGCAGCAAAACAUGUGUUCCUCCCCUUUACUUUUAUUGCCACUCUAUGUAUUUUGCUGCAAUCUACGUGGUGUACAAAUAUAAAUAAAUAUAUUUAAGUUUAAAUGUUUACACAUAGUUAAUAAAUAUUGGAUCAAAUGGUAGGAAAUAUUAUAUUUUAAUUUAUUUCAAAUAAUAAAGAUGGAUAAUUAUAAACAUGAUAUAGAA
This is a messenger RNA of Zootermopsis nevadensis, 2060 nucleotides long. The record is from RefSeq and is a predicted model, not a curated record. NCBI's taxonomy places the organism in Eukaryota, Metazoa, Arthropoda, Insecta, Blattodea, Termopsidae.